GAGAUUGUGGUGGAGCAGACCAAGUAAGCAUAUGUCCCGAAUGUGGAGUUCUUAUAGGUGGCAGUAAUCACCAGACUCUUGCUGUAAAUGAACGUAACAUGGAAUAUGAGAGCAUGGAAUAA
Molecule: messenger RNA, 122 nt
Organism: Diversispora eburnea
Lineage: Eukaryota; Fungi; Glomeromycota; Glomeromycetes; Diversisporales; Diversisporaceae
Source: the annotation of a GenBank genome assembly